UAUCACUCUGCGCGGAAGCGUUCCCAGUGGAGGACUGUCCCAAGGAGAGACGCAAAAAAAGUGACUAUGGAGCUUCUGCUGAGCCUAAUACGAAGUGACUGAGGCCAUGUCUGGAUCCCCAACGCCCUGAGAGGUUCUUGUUCAAAGAUGCAACCAGGAGGUCCAUCCGCUCCUCCUCCGCCACCACCACCUCCUCCUCCUCCUCCUCCUCCACCGCCACCGCCUCCUCCACCUGCCCCUCCAGCCCCUGGCCUUCCUCCAUCCAUAGAUGGCCCUGGAUUCACCAGGGGAGCGCACCGGCGCUCCAAGAUGCGCAACUUCAACUGGGAAACGCUUCCAAAACACAGCGUGAUAGGAAAGCACAACAUCUGGACGGUUGACAAACCUGACGGGGAAUAUGAGCUGGACACCGUUCAUAUGGAGGAGUUGUUCAGCCAUAAACAGCAACAGCAAAAGGCCCUGAGUGUGAGGGGCCAGCCAGCUGCUGCUGCUGCAGUAGGGGAAAUGGUUUCCAUCCUCAGCUCCAAGAGGAGCAUGAACAUCGGAAUCUUCCUGAAGCAGUUCAAGCGGCCUUUGAAAGACAUGAUUGAAGAAAUUAAAUCAGGAAGUAAUCAAAUUUUUGGUCCUGGAAAACUGCGGGAGCUGUGCAAGAUGCUGCCAGAGGAAGGCGAGGUGAGGAAGCUGGUUGGUUUUAAAGGCGACCCCUCUGCCCUCCCUGAUGCAGAUUUGUUCAUGCUAAUGCUGGUCAAGAUUCCCAGGUAUGAAGAGCGUCUCAGCAGCUUGGUGCUUAAAGAGGAAUUUUUUCCCCUAAUGGAUGAAAUGAAAAAGCUAAUUGGUACCUUGACAGCUGCUGGAACAGAGCUGCUAGAGUCGGAUAAUCUCCAUUCUAUCAUCCGUUUGGUGCUGAAGACAGGAAAUUACAUGAAUGCUGGUGGUUAUGCUGGCAGCGCAGUUGGCUUCCGAAUGUCUUCCCUGCUAAAGCUAGUGGAUACCAAAGCAAACAAACCUGGAAUGAAUCUUAUGCAUUACGUCGUGAUGCAAGCCCAGAAGGCAGAUAUGGCCCUGCUCAAAUUUCCGGAACAACUCAAACACAUUGAAGAAGCAGCAAAAGUAAAUAAAGCUGAGCUCGAAGCAGAGAUUCAAAGACAGAUAAAGAAAGUACAAGAUGCUAAAGCAGACACCUUGAAGCAGGAAGAUCUAAAGGCACAAAUGGAGGAUUUUCUAAAGGAAGCUGAGCUCUGCUUGGCAGAAAUAGAGUCUGAUCUUCAGGAGCUGCAGUCGGUAAGCGACUCUGUGGCAGAAUACUUCUGUGAGGAUCCUGAAAAGUUCAGACUGGAGGAGUGUUGCUCCAUUUUCAACUCCUUUUGUGAGAAAUUCCUGAAGGCCAUGCAGGAAAACAAGGCCAGAGAGACGGCGGAUUUGAAGCGGAGGCACAGAGACAGACUAGAGAACGCGGCCAAGCGCAGGUCUACGGCUACCUGCUCCAGCAGAGACAAGGAAAUGGAAGGCGUCGCAUUAGAAUCCGUACUGCAAAACUUUCUCACCAAGUCUACCUCCAGGAGAAGAUCUGGAAAGAUCUCCUCUACUCAGGGAAGUCCAGUGUGCGGGAGCCCUGAUAACGGGAGUCUAUCAGAAAUUACUUCACAAACAAACCUCCCCACUGGAAAUCAAAAGCAUCUGGGUUCUUUUAGAGCAAAGGACAUUGGCAAAAAAGAGUGGAACUCGGCAGCUGAACUCACUGGGAUUUUAUCACAAAAGACAGUCCAGCCGAAAGCUGAGGAUAACAAGGCCGAAAGUGUCAUUCCUCAUAAAGAGGAGAAUAAAGUUUCCACAAAAGAGGAUUUUAUAAACCCAGCCAAAAGGACUGCUAGCAUAAGCACAGCUAGAUCUUUUUCAGCUACCACUGAAGAUGGUGAGGAAGAUCUACAAGACAAUGAUAAGGAGGAGGCCCAGAGGUUGCGUGAAGCAUCUAAAAAAGUUUUGCGUUUUCAGAGCCGUGGUGCCUCCGUGGAGUACACUCAAGAAAAUGAGAAAUCUCCUGGUGCACGUAAAGCUUUGCCUCGUCAGCGUACCUUGGAUGAGGACACGGGGAGCUAUCCCGGAGACCCGACCAAUGAGGAUUUGCUUCAAUUUUUGUCCGACUCUCCGUCCUCCCCUAAACGUAGCUUGGGCCGCCGACACACUAUGCCUACCAAAGUCCCUAAAACUGAGGAAGAGGACGAAAGUGUGUGGACUCAGCCUCCAGCUAGAACUCCAAAUACUGGGUCACAAGAAAAGGCAACAUUGCCAGGAGAGGGUGCAGUACACACUUCAUCAAAACCAGUGUUUGAUUUUCCUGACACUUCUCCCAACUUGAAAAAAUCUGGUGCUGGUGACCAGAAUUUACCUCAAGACCAAGAGACGAAAUCAGUUGAGCCCACAGGUAACCACGUUAAUAGUGAAAAUAUUUCUCCUAGGAGUGUGUGGUUUAAGACUGAGACUGGAUCUGGAAUAUUUUUCAGCUUUUUGAAACGGCUCGGAGAUAUGAGCAAAACGCAGAACAGCAAGGAAACUGUUCAUAAAAGCACGGGUUCUGGUGUGUAGCCUUUAAAAAUGAGUUACUGCCAAUUAGAAGAUAUAUUUUGGCUGGCUAUCAUGGCAACAAUAUAAUCUUCAAUGAGAGAGGUUUGAAAGAGAAGGUUCUGGGAAAAGGGUUAAAGAAUGUUUUUUUUGUUGUUGAGGAAAAGGGCAAUUUGUAUGUUGGACCACUAGAUGGCAGAGUAUUACAGUAGUAAGGUGAAAAGAGAGCUGUUGUGGUUUUAAGACAAUCUGUUUAUUGUCUAGCUAACAAAAGAAAGAGGGACAUGUUCACUGUAACACAUAUUUUGUCUUCAUUUUCUAUCCAUGCAUUCUUCCAACAAUAUGGUAUUGUCCUGCAGGAGUUGGAUAAAUGAGUGAGUGCUACAGUGAGUGUUCUUUGUCAGGAUCAAAACGCAGAGUGUACUGAGAAAGUGUGACGAAUGUAAGGGGAACAGAGGAAGGAAGACAGAUCAAAGUCUUGAUUUGAUUGUUAUUUAUGAUACUAGCGUUGGCUUGCACAUAAUGCUUGAAUGCAUUUUUUUUUUUUUUUUUUUUUUGCUAUAUAUGUAUAAUGAUGACCGUAUUCAGAAUUAUCCUCAUCUCUUGUCAGAGAAGCACAUAUGUGGACGAUUGCGGAUGCUUUCAGGGCCAUACUCAAUCCAGCCAUUGUUUCAGAUCUUAAUUGGGUCAGUGUUACAAAGGCAGACUGUAUAUGAGCUGAGCUGAACCGCGGACGACGGCAAAGUGAAGGGUGCUGAUCCCAAAUUAACUUGAGAAGAGGUUAACAUGGUUGAAGGGGAACAGCACCUGGUGCCAGACUAUGAUGGAAGGUCUUCAGUCACACACGAGCAGUGUCAAGGGGGUGACUGAGGCCACAGUUUGGGCCAAUGCUUCAGAACGGGGGUUCACAAUAUUAGUUCAGCUGUUCAGCGUGUCUUAACAGCUGACGCCGGACUUUAAAUGAUUCGCUUUUUGGUCAGCUUUUAUUUUUAUGUGCAAAAUGAAGUCAUGAAGAUUGCAUUCUGAGUAAUGUUUCAAGGAGGAGAAAUCUGAACGUUUUUUUAAAAUAUUUCUUUGUAAUAAAAUGUAUAGACUGAGAUGCAUGGCCAUUGAAAUUACGGAGAUAUAAAGAAUGAUGUCCCAGAGUUUUCAAUGUGUAACUGUAAUGACUGGUCAGCUGUAAAUAAAGAAAUUUCAGUAUUUAACAUGUA
Molecule: messenger RNA, 3770 nt
Organism: Mugil cephalus (flathead mullet)
Lineage: Eukaryota; Metazoa; Chordata; Actinopteri; Mugiliformes; Mugilidae
Gene: fhdc4
Product: FH2 domain containing 4
Exons: 12
Coding region: 148-2583 (811 amino acids)
Source: RefSeq, a predicted model, not a curated record